AUGGAUGUCAAGCCUCAUCGGCCUAUACGCAUACGCGUUAACAAUGACGAGAACCUCCCUCCUGUCGGCCAUAAUACCAAAACAAUUCAUCAGCGAAACAAAUCAAGUCCUGCAUUGACCGGGUUGCCGCCGACACAGGGACUCGCAGCUGGAGCUAAGCGGAAAGUUUUUGGGGACGUGAGCAAUACUGCCACAGGUGUAAAACCUAGCAAAGACGACUUGGCUUUGCAGAACAAACCCAUUUUGCAGCCAACAAUCAAGCCUCUAUAUGAGAGGAAAUCGACCAGUCUGCUAAGACCAGCUCAGAGACCCUUAUCAGUCUCGGGUUUGAAGACCUUCUUCUCUACUGCCGGCAACAAUGCAGCCUCUGACAAUGCAGUUACUGUGCCAGCAGAGGGCAGUGGCCUUCACUCACAGGCUCCAGGUGGCAAGAAAACGUUGACCAAACGACACACUACCAUCUUCAAAGAUAACCGUCUAGUGACGGUGCAAGAAACGGAAUCCAUAAGUGUGCAGUCGAACACUCCCGAUGAUGCUGCACAAGGAAAGGACGCAGUAGAGAUCACACGUCUCGACCGUCAGCCACUGCCCCUUCCCCUCCCAUCUACGUCGCAGACUGUCGUUGAGCCCGUCAAAGAAGUCUCAGAGCCUCGAUCAGAGAUCAGCUUACCAGGCAUUGACGAAGUCAGCUUGGAGCCUGCGGUGUCCAGAGCAGUAAACAAUGACUCCUACGUUAGAGAAGCCGUCACUACUAUCUCAGAGCUGGCUGGCCUUCCCGUCAAUUCCCAGCACGAACUUCACACAACUUCCACUGUCCUCCCACCACUUUCUCUCAACACCAGUGCUCAAGCAUCGACCAAAUCCGAAUCACAACAGAUCGCUGUUGCGAAGCUUGUCAACCCUGUCGAUGCGGCCCCUCCUCUUCCCUCACAUAAUAAUUACCUGAUCGGAACGACGGAACAAGAGGAGUAUUGGGAAGAAGAAGACGAGGAAAACUACGAAGAGGAAGGCUACGUGACGGCUAGAUCAUUUCGAUCCAGAGGCGACAACACGACGGGUGGCGCCACAGCUGUCUUAUUCCCUCAGGUGAACCAGCGCAUCCGCAAGGAGCUUGCACAGGCAAAACAACUCGUUGAGGCGACUCGAUCUCCCGAAGAACUCGAGGACGAGAGCUUCGACACCAGUAUGGUCGCCGAAUACGGAGAUGAGAUCUUCGAUUACAUGAAAUCUUUGGAACUGAAGAUGCUACCCAACGCCCAUUACAUGGACAACCAACAUGAAAUCCAAUGGUCAAUGCGGUCUGUCCUGAUGGACUGGCUCGUGCAAGUUCAUCUGCGCUUCAACUUGCUGCCGGAGACUCUGUUCCUAACGGUCAACUACAUCGACCGCUUCCUGUCCUGUAAAGUGGUUUCCCUCGCCAAGCUGCAACUCGUUGGUGCAACCGCAAUCUUCAUUGCCGCCAAGUACGAAGAAAUCAACUGCCCGUCCGUUCAAGAGAUUGUGUACAUGGUUGAUGGUGGUUACACUGUUGAUGAGAUCCUAAAGGCCGAACGCUUCAUGCUCACAAUGCUUCAGUUCGAGCUGGGAUGGCCUGGCCCGAUGAGCUUUUUGAGAAGGAUCAGCAAGGCUGACGACUACGAUCUCGAGACUAGGACAUUGGCCAAGUAUUUCUUGGAGGUUACACUCAUGGACGAGCGUUUUAUUGGUAGUCCACCAAGUUUCACAGCGGCAGCCUCUCACUGUCUCGCACGUGUUAUGCUCCGAAAGGGGAGCUGGACUGCUCACCACGUUUACUAUUCCGGAUACACCUAUUCACAGCUUGAGCCUCUUGUUAGCCUGUUACUGGAGUGCUGUGACAAUCCUCGCAAGCACCACAGUGCGGUGUUCAAUAAAUACUGCGACAAGCGCUACAAGCGAGCGUCUGCCUUUGUGGAAACGGAGAUUCAGAGAGGAUUCCAGCUCCCAGAUUACAGCACCUCGGUAUUCUUAUCCCAGCCACCCACACUCCCAUACUACGACAGCAUUUCUUACUAUCGCAACUAA
Messenger RNA from Exophiala spinifera, 2043 nucleotides. RefSeq lists its product as uncharacterized. Gene Ontology annotation, biological process: mitotic cell cycle phase transition; regulation of cyclin-dependent protein serine/threonine kinase activity. Gene Ontology annotation, molecular function: cyclin-dependent protein serine/threonine kinase regulator activity. The record is from RefSeq and is a predicted model, not a curated record. Lineage: Eukaryota; Fungi; Ascomycota; Eurotiomycetes; Chaetothyriales; Herpotrichiellaceae. The transcript has 3 exons. The coding region runs from base 1 to 2043 and encodes 680 amino acids. Gene Ontology annotation, cellular component: cytoplasm; centrosome; nucleus.